CGAAGAAAUCAUUCUCUUCCUCUUCAUGUUCCCUCUCUUGCAGGUCUUCCAUCGAACACCUCACCAGCAAGCUCCGUGCGACGCUCAUGGCUUUUGCUCCAUCAAUGAGCUCUUCGUUCUCUGCUCAGUUCUUCUCUCCGCUGAGCAGAAAACGUGCUGGCCUCGGCUUCAACAAGCCCUGCAGCCUUAUUCUCUCGUACCCGUCCCACACCUCCGCUGUCUCCCUCUCACGCUCACCCCGUCGGCAGCUCGGUCUUGCAGUCUGCGGGGCGAAGAACAAGAAGAAGGCGAAGAAGAAGCAAAUCAUACAUGAGAGUCCUGACGGUGAAGAUGAAGACUUGGAUGAUGAUGCCUUCGAAUCACUUUUUAAGCAACUGGAAGAAGAUCUUAAGAAUGAUGAAAACCUUUCAUUUGACGAUGACGACCUCGAGAUAAGCGAGGAGGACUUUACUAGACUGGAGAGCGAGUUAAAGGAGGCGCUGGGGGUCGAUGAUGACAUCGAAAUUUUCGGUGAAACUAAAGAUAGUGAGCAAGGGGAGGAUGAUGAUGAUACUGCUGACCAGGUCGACGACAAAGAUGAUGAUGAUGAUGAUGAUGAAGAUGGUGAAACACCUGUAGAGCUAAAGAGGUGGCAGCUUCGGAGAUUGGCUUCGGCUUUAAAAGCUGGCCGCAGAAAAACCAGUAUCAAAACUCUUGCCUCUGAGCUCGGUCUUGAUCGGUCCAUAGUUCUUGAGCUGCUUCGUGAUCCCCCUCCGGAUCUUCUAAUGAUGAGUGCCACAUUGCCCAAUGAACCUGAACAAACACAAUUGGUCUCUGAACCUCGAGCAGUGGAAGUUGUUCCGAAUGAGGCAACAAAAGAUGAUGCUGAACCUGAGACCAAGGUGAAGGCACCUCUACAUGUAAUGCAUCAGAGAUGGUCUGCCCAAAAGAGACUGAAGAAGGUGCAAGUUCAAACCCUUGAGAAUGUUUACAGAAGGACAAAGCGCCCCACCUCGAAUUAUGCAUUCUUAUUUCCCGUUCCUGUGAACGAAAAAAAAUGCAGAAUGCAAUCGUCAGCAGCAUUGUGCAAGUGACAAGCCUUCCCCGCAAGAGAAUCGUGAAAUGGUUCGAAGACAAACGGGCUGAAGAUGGUGUUCCCGAUAAACGAACACCUUAUCAGCGGCCAGUCACAGAAACUGCCUCUUCUGUUUCAUCAGUACAUAGUAAAUAGAAGUAUCACAGGAAGACAUGAGCCCGACGAUGGUGACUGGUCGUGGAAUCGAUGUAAUGACACGUGAAGGGCAAAUUUAAAUAUCGACUGAGUUUAUUAUACUUCCCUUUUACAUCGGAUCAUUAGCGAGAGCAACGUUUGAUUGUUAUCGAUCCAAAAGUUCUCGUUAUGAUUGUAUGGCUCUGUUUGGUUUCA
Punica granatum (pomegranate) is the source of this 1405-nucleotide messenger RNA. The record is from RefSeq and is a predicted model, not a curated record. Lineage: Eukaryota; Viridiplantae; Streptophyta; Magnoliopsida; Myrtales; Lythraceae.